Molecule: messenger RNA, 489 nt
Organism: Symbiodinium natans
Lineage: Eukaryota; Dinophyceae; Suessiales; Symbiodiniaceae
Source: the annotation of a GenBank genome assembly
AUGCAGACCGGAACGGUGAAGUCUUUCAACCCCCAUAAGGGUUGGGGCUUCGUGGAGUGCAACGGUCAAGACAGCUUCCUUCACCAGAAGGAGCUGAAGGGGCAAUGUCCAUCAGCUGGUGAUUCGGUCACCUUCAAAGUGGAGAACUCCGAGAAGGGCACCGUAGCAACAGAGGUCACAGUGCAGGCGCCCUCCUCGGACGAGGCCUUCUAUUUUGGUGAAAUCAAGCGCUUCAAUCCCGUCAAGGGAUAUGGCUUCAUCUCCUGCGAAGCUUUCCCUGAGCAAGAUGUGUUUGUCUUAAAGUCCGAGCUGCCACAAGGCUUUGGCCCUGAGGGGGGCCGGUGCAAGUUCAAGGUCGCCAAGGAGGAAAAGGGCCCAGCCGCAAAGCAGGUCCAGCUACUGGGAGCUGCUGAGCAGAUGAGAGCUUGGAUGGGUUGGGGCAAAGGAUGGGGAAAAGGCUACGGUUAUGGCAUGCCCUACAUGGGCUGA